AAAGCCUAGAAGAAGGAGGAGGAGGAGGAGGAGAAGAUAAGGGAGAAAUGAACAGUGAAGCUGGUAAUAAAGAUGAAAUAAAUGGAGGGUGGCGUGGAAGUAGAGAAGGAGACACGCCAUUGUCCCGUAGGGUUUCGUAGGGGUGACCCAUUUCUCUUCUGGGUCCACUCUCUCUCUCAGAGAGAGAGCUUAUAAGUGUUGUAUGACUCAUUGAGAAAUGAUGGGUACAAAGCAUUUCUUGAUCAAAACACGACCUCUUCAAAGCUUCAUAUGUGUCAAUCACUCGUUUCCUUCUUCUUUUUCUUCAUUUCUCUGCUGCCCAAAUACUCUUUGUCUCUCCCCCUAUCUCUUAGAACUCUACCUUUUCAAGCUUAACCAGGCCCUUUCAAUUUCUCAAUAUAGUAAGUGAAUAAUCAGCUAAGGGCUUCAAUAAUCAUUGCUGAUCUUCACUUUAGUAAUUUGCCUUGAAAACUGAGUGAGAUGACUGAGCAGGCUCAAAAUUCAGAGACUGAAAGCUGCUCAAACUCAUCGUCGUCGUCGUCAUCACCACCCUCACCUUCACCCUCCUCACCAGGUUCGGCCGCAAAUUCUAACUCUGUCCCAUCAAAAACCCAACAAGAACCAGUGAGUGUACAAGAACCAAACUCCCCAACCAAAAAGAUCAAACGCUUACGAGAUUCUAACAAACACCCAGUCUACCGUGGAGUUCGCAUGCGAAACUGGGGCAAAUGGGUGUCUGAAAUCCGCGAGCCACGGAAGAAAUCCCGCAUUUGGCUCGGUACUUUUCCUACCCCUGAAAUGGCUGCUCGAGCCCAUGAUGUUGCUGCUUUAAGCAUCAAGGGCAACUCUACAAUUCUCAACUUCCCUGAGCUCGCCAACUACCUCCCUCGCCCAGCUUCACUCGCCCCACGAGACGUUCAAGCCGCCGCAGCAAAGGCAGCUCAAAUGGACAACUUCGAUAAAAAGUUCGAGUCAAAAACAACUUCCUCACUGUGUUCUUCUUCCGCCACUUCUUUAUCCUCCCUAGUAUCGGCGAUGGACUUAUCUACAGGAUCAGGGUCGGAAGAGGAGUUGAGUGAGAUCGUGGAGUUGCCAAGUCUAGGAACGAGUUACGACUCGUCCGAGUUGAUGAGCGACUUUCUGUUGGAUGACUCAGUGGAGGAAUGGGUGUAUCCUCCGCCCUGGCUGCAAUUUACGGAGGAUAAUUACAGCGGUGGGUGUGUGUUUGACGAGCCAACAGCGGCAGCUGGGGAAGGCUUUGGGCAAGGUUUGUUAUGGGAAUGUAAUUAGCUUUUUAUUUGUUCUGCUUGUUAAUAAUUUGUAAUUUUAUGUAUGUGAGUGUCGUCUUCUUCUU
Manihot esculenta (cassava) is the source of this 1354-nucleotide messenger RNA. RefSeq names its product dehydration-responsive element-binding protein 3. The record is from RefSeq and is a predicted model, not a curated record. The coding region runs from base 481 to 1290 and encodes 269 amino acids. Lineage: Eukaryota; Viridiplantae; Streptophyta; Magnoliopsida; Malpighiales; Euphorbiaceae. Gene Ontology annotation, molecular function: DNA-binding transcription factor activity; DNA binding. The transcript has a single exon. Gene Ontology annotation, biological process: regulation of DNA-templated transcription.